Manis pentadactyla (Chinese pangolin) is the source of this 4446-nucleotide messenger RNA. RefSeq names its product retrotransposon Gag like 5 (gene RTL5). Bases 367 to 2034 code for a protein of 555 amino acids. Lineage: Eukaryota; Metazoa; Chordata; Mammalia; Pholidota; Manidae. The transcript is spliced from 2 exons. The record is from RefSeq and is a predicted model, not a curated record.
GGCGGCGCGCGGCGGCCAGUAAGCACCCGCCGUUCCCCGACACCCGCCCCGCCAGGGGCGGGGAGCGGGCCCAGGCUGCACUUAAAAGGCGACUGCUAAGCAGUCGCAAGAUUUUUCCUCGACAGAUCCUGCCGCAGUCUGCUCCCUUUCGCCCGCCACCGCCAGCCCGCGUCCUCCGCCGGCGCCUCCCGGUUCCCGCCGCCGCCCUCUCCGAUCUCCGGGACAAGGUAACGCGCCCCGGGCCGAGCCUCCGGGCCCUCGGUGCUCGCCCUAGUGGGUGUGGCUCGGCCUCUGCCGCGCACCGCCCCGGCCCCUCGCUCCCUGCCCCCACCCCCGCCUGCAGCUCCGGCGCCCGAGUUCGGCCAGAUGUCCGAGGCGGCCGGAAAUCUCAAUAGCCUCCGCAUGGCAAACGUGGCCCUGAGAGAAGAAUUAAAUGCCCUGCGCGGGGAAAACGCCAAUUUGGGCCUUCAGCUCGGAAGGGCCCUGGCCGAGGUGAAUUCCCUGCGGGGCAAUGUCUCGAGCUAUAGCCGCUGGCCGGUGCCGGUGGUGCCGGUCCUUGCCGAGGAGAACUUUGAGUUCCCGCUCAAUGAGAUUGACGCGGACCCUGAGGGAGAUCUGCCCUUCUUGUGCUGGCCUCCCCCGCGCUCCGAGCCCGAGUACGCCCCCGACGAACUGCUGAUUAGCGUGAUCCAGGAUUGUGGCACCUCCGACGGGUCAGCCGACCCUCCCCCGCUGCCCAUGCCGCCCGCGCCGGCGCUGCCCUCCACCGCGUCCAAGGAGCUGUCCCGGCAGCCGCCUCUGCCGCCGCUGGAGCGGCCUGCCGUAGGGCCCUUUACCGGCGACCCAGUCUACCUGGCUGAAUUCCUGAUGCAGCUAGAGACCUUCAUAGCUGACCACGAGGAUCAUUUUCCCAGGGGCGCUGAUCGGGUGGCCUUUCUGAUCACCUUUUUCACUGGUGUGGCCAAGGACUGGGCGGUCUCGGUCACUCGGGAAGGAAGCCCCCUGCAUGCCAACUUCCCACGCUUCCUGGAUGAAAUCCGGAAGAAAUUCCAAGGCCCCAUCCCGCGAAGUGUGGCCAAAAGGGCCAUCCGCAAGCUCAAGCAGGGAGACUGUACCCUUGGCAGCUAUGCAGAUGCUUUUCAGUUCCUGGCCCAAUUCUUGUCUUGGGAUGACUGCCGCCUUCAAAAUCAAUUCCUUAAAGGCCUGUCAGAAUUCUUCCGCAAGGAGCUCUUAUGGUCAACUGAAAUGGCCGACCUGGACGAGCUGAUUCUUGAAUGUGUGGAGAUAGAAAGAAAAGUGCGCGUACCCAAGCCGAUGCCUCUCCCUGGGGUUCGCAAUGUCUUUUUCCCUUUUGCGGCAGACCCUAACAUCAUUGACAGUGAUGACGAUGAUGAGUACUUAAGUGGGGAAGAUGAAGAGGCACGCAGGGUCCGACUUUAUGACAAGGACCAGCGGAGACGCGUGAGAGCUGUUCAGCGAGAGGAGAAGGAGGAGGAUGAGAGGAGGAAGAAGAGGGAGGAAGAGAUGAGGAAAAAGCAGGAGAAGAUGAAACAGAAGGACGAUGACGAGGAGGAGGAGCAGGAAGAAGAGGAGGAGGAAGAGGAGAUGAGGAAGAAAAAUGAAGAGGAAGAGGAGAACAAGGAUGAGGAAGAAGAUGAAGAGGAGGAUGGGGCCCAGGAACCAGAGCAGGAGCAAGAGUUGGAGGAUGAGACCCAAGAUGACGAUCUAGAUGAGAUCAUGGAGAUGGAGCCCACCGUUGCCCACGCUUCAUCCCAGACUACUGGCUACUAUCAUGAAAAUUUCCUAGAUAUAUCUCCUCCCAUAAUACAGCCCAGCAGACGGAGGAACCAGAACCGAGUCCCACUUCUGGAGGGCCUUCCAGGUACCAAUUCACCAUUCUACAGUUCUCCACCACUGAUUCGCCGCGCAGGUCGCCUGGGGCAACGGCAAAUUCGAAGACGGCCCCCGGUGCUCUUCCGCCUCACUCCCAGACAGGGGGGCCACCGGGCUGCACGCGGCCGAAUUCGUGUGUGAGCACUGGGGCGAGAUGGCCACUCAGAACACACCCUUCCACUGCAUCCCCUGUCCCUGCUAUCGCUGCCACACUUGCCCUGUUUGCUGACCAGUCCUUAGGGGAGUGCCAGACCUGCAGAACCUGAAAAAGACCUGUAGAACCCCAGAACAUCUUGCAACCACGACCAGAGUGACAUGUGCCCGACCAAGGCCGCCUGGGAAAGGAAAGUGAUCAACAAAAGCUGUCCUGUUGGCAUACACUCUGCUCAGGCCUGCCACACGCUGGAGAGCAGAUUUCUGGGCCUGUUCCUGUUAAUGAACUGGUCGCCCUUUUGUAACCCCUCUAGUUGUUCCUAAUCCUCACUUCUCCUGCGUUUAUUAGCCCUGUGUUCUACGGUUGUGUCCUCUGACUGGCUCACCAGGACUUCACCCAAUGCCUCUCUGAGCUGCCCCAGUGAAUGAAAGGACAGGCCACACCAAACUCCUAAAGCCACCGAGGCCCCUUACACAGAGAACAAAAUGGUAUCAAGAAAUGUGCCUAGAAGCCUGUACUUGCUUCAAGCUACACCUCCAGCAGAAGGGCCCGGAAGAGGCUCCUACAUCUAGUCCAGUGAGUGUGUUCAAAGCCACAUUUCAAAUUGACAGCUUGGCUGAGAUUUGUCCUUGACUGACUGGGCAAGCUGGUUCCACCUUCCCACAGACUUCUGUAUCGGGGACCUUGGACCAGCUUGCCAAAUCUGGGGCCCUCUCUGACCACACUGCCUCCUGGGGCAUCACCAGUGGACGGAGCCCAAUGUCACAGGCUCUACCCCUUUCCUAGAUGUUGCCUAAAGGGUAGACAGUUGGGUGGGGGAGGAGGAGGAGGAAGAAGCAGCAGCAAGAAUUCAGUUUGACAUUAUAAUGAAUGAUUCCUCCUGAGGGACGGUGUUCUCUACCCCGUGCCAGGCCUUAGACUGCAGCCCUCAGCCAAAGGUCUUUGCAGGAGACUCGCCAUCCUUGGGUUCCAGAGGCCUAAUUGGCUUUGCUUUCCCAGACUGCCAAAGAAAGAAGGGCCCAAGGCCUGUUCUUUAACUUUGAUUUAAAGGAUUCCCUAGUUCUGAGAGGAGGGAGGAAGGUUCUCUCUACAGAGACUGUACCCACUGCAGCCUUGCAGCCAAGAUGUCCUCAUAUCUCUCACAUGGGGGCCAAGCCAUGGCCUGGUGCUGGGCCUUGGUUAGAUGGUGAGGCUUGAGAGGGUGACUGCCUCCUAGGACUCCUGGGACUAGGGGUAUCUAGUACCUUAUAAAGAGUCCCACUGCUUGCCUUGGGUCCAGACAACACUGCUUCUGCAGUGAAAUACACACUAUGUCAUCCUGGCCACAGAAAGCCAGCCAAAUCCACUGAGCUGCCCUUGACACUGAGCUUCCCGCACAGUGCCUAGUGGCUGGGCAGGUGCAGCCAAAGUGUCUGUGGCCAGAGGGAAGAAAACAGUAAAUUCAACCUCUGUUCCUCACUGAGUCUGACAGAUAACCUCAGCCCAGCCUUAGGAUUUUGAGCCUGGAGGUAAGAGGAAGGAGCUGGAGGAAGAGGAGUCACAGAGACACCCAGUCCCCUGGCUGGUUUCUCGUGAGGUCUCUAUUCAUCACUGGGAGUGUUUCCUUGCGGCAUCUUUUCAAAGCUGAGAUCAUCCUGUGAACUCUUGAUCAGCACCAUUUAAAAUGGCUGCCACCUAUGCAGUCGUGCAUACUAAAUAAUUUAUUGAAGCAUUCUUCUAAUUUGCUGGACAUUGCAAUUGCCUAGUUUUCUCCAUCCCUGCCAGGUCAGGCAUGAACAACCCUGUAAAGAAAAUUUUGUUUGUUUUUCAGCUAUAUCCUCAGGAGAGAGUUCCAGAAGGGGAACUACUAUUCUUCAAGGCUGUGGACCCUGUUUGCUGAUGUUCAACAUGCUGGCUCUGCUGCCCAUGUCCCUGCCAGAGAAGUGCAAAGGACAGGUGCCUUGCACCCCCACCUCCAGGGACCCCUCAGCAGGACAGCUGCCCGUUCCCAUGGUGCUUCUCACCCUGAGCCCUUGUAUCCUCAGCUGGGGAAAGAGUAGAUGAGCAGUGAGCUGUUUUCUGGCCCUAUGGUGGCAAGGGGGCUUGGGCUCCCAUUUGACCCUCUUCCCCACUUUCCCAGAUCUUCAGUAUUUGUUAUGAUGUAACAGCCACGAGAGCUGUAAGAGGAACUAUGGGCUUUGGGUGCCUGCUUGGGUUGAAAGAGGGAUGGGGGAUGGGGGGAGAAAUGCAUGCAGGGGUUUGAAGGCAGCCCAAGGAUUCCCAGAGACUCGGGAGGAAACCCGUUUGAAUUAAAUGUGUUAUUGUUAUUGUGAUAUUGUUGCCUUACUGUGUUGUGAAGAUAAGAAAUUGUUGUGUAUGCUAAAGCUUUCUCCUCAAUAAAAAUAUAAAGGGUGUGUCAA